Messenger RNA from Loxodonta africana (African savanna elephant), 2719 nucleotides. It is a transcript of the gene ACSL5, whose product is annotated as acyl-CoA synthetase long chain family member 5. Lineage: Eukaryota; Metazoa; Chordata; Mammalia; Proboscidea; Elephantidae. The coding region runs from base 404 to 2455 and encodes 683 amino acids. The transcript has 22 exons. Gene Ontology annotation, cellular component: endoplasmic reticulum; membrane; mitochondrion. The record is from RefSeq and is a predicted model, not a curated record. Gene Ontology annotation, molecular function: arachidonate-CoA ligase activity. Gene Ontology annotation, biological process: long-chain fatty acid metabolic process; positive regulation of long-chain fatty acid import across plasma membrane; long-chain fatty-acyl-CoA biosynthetic process.
GGCAAACUGAUUUUCCUUUCAGCCCUGAAGGGCUGGGGUUAAAGGCUUUGAACAGGAGCUAGGGGCGCUUGGGCGGCUUUUCUCCUCCUGGUCAGAUUGCUUCCACUUUCAGUUGUGAAAGAAAAACCAGGAAGUGAAGCCCGUGAGCACGUUAAAAGGGCCAGCCAUGGCCUGACUAGGACAGCGCUGAGCAGACAGAGGGAAGAGGCCUGGGGCUGGGGCUGUCUGCCCACGUGGAUUCGCUGAAGCUGCCCUGUCCCUGGAAGAGCCAGUAGUGAGGGAAGACGGCCAAGGUCUCAGGAGCCAGGCGGAACUCAGAGCCAAGAAGCCCCACUCGCUGGAAGCACUGAGAGAUGCUGCCCCCUCCCAGGGUCUGAAUUGCCUACUGGUGCUAUUCACAAAGAUGCUUUUCAUCUUAAACUUCUUGUUUUCCCCACUUCCAACCCCGGCCCUCAUCUGCAUCCUGACAUUUGGCGCUGCCAUCUUCCUGUGGCUCAUCAACAGACCUCAGCCAGUCUUUCCUCGUAUUGACCUGAACAACCAGUCUGUUGGAAUUGAGGGAGGAGCGCGGAAGGGGCUUUUCCAGAAGAACAACGAACUAAUAUGUUACUACUUCUCAGAUGCUAGGACCAUGUAUGAAAUUUUCCAGAGAGGACUCGCUGUGUCUGACAAUGGGCCCUGCUUGGGAUACAGAAAACCAAACCAGCCCUACAGAUGGCUGUCCUACAAACAGGUGUCCGAUCGAGCAGAGUACCUGGGCUCUUGUCUUUUGCAUAAAGGAUACAAGCCAUCACCAGAUCAAUUUAUUGGCAUCUUUGCUCAGAAUAGGCCAGAGUGGAUCAUCUCUGAGUUGGCCUGUUACACGUACUCCAUGGUAGCUGUCCCCUUGUAUGACACCUUGGGAGCAGAAGCCGUCAUAUACAUUAUCAACACGGCUGAUAUUGCCACAGUGAUCUGUGACACACCCCGAAAGGCAUCAGCCCUAUUAGAAAAUGUGGAGAAGGGCCUCACCCCAGGGCUGAAGAUAAUCAUCCUCAUGGAUCCUUUUGGGGAUGACCUGAAGCAAAGAGGGGAAAAGAUUGGAGUUGAGAUCUUCUCCCUGUUUGAUGCUGAGAAUAUAGGCAAAGAGAACUUCAGAAAACCUGUGCCUCCUCAACCAGAAGACCUGAGUGUCAUCUGCUUUACCAGUGGAACCACAGGUGAUCCCAAAGGAGCCAAGCUGACUCAUCAAAAUAUUGUUGCCAAUGCUGCUUCUUUCCUGUGUCUUUUAGAGGAUACCUUCCAUCCCUCCCCUGAAGAUGUAAGCAUAUCCUACCUCCCCUUGGCUCAUAUGUUUGAGAGGACCGUGCAGGCUGUUAUAUACUCCUGUGGAGCCAAAGUUGGUUUCUUCCAAGGAGAUAUUCGGUUGCUGCCUGAUGACAUGAAGACUUUGAAGCCCACAGUGUUUCCCACGGUGCCUCGACUCCUUAACAGGAUCUAUGAUAAGGUACAAAAUGAAGCCAAGACACCCUUGAAGAAGCUCUUGUUGAACCUGGCUAUUGCCUGCAAAUUCAGUGAAGUGAAAAAGGGUAUCAUCAGGAAUGACAGUUUCUGGGACAAGCUCAUCUUUGCAAAGAUUCAGGCAAGCCUGGGCGGGAAGGUCCGCAUCAUGGUCACUGGAGCUGCCCCCAUCUCCUCUCCCGUCUUGACCUUCCUCCGGGCAGCAAUGGGAUGUCUGGUGUUUGAAGCUUAUGGUCAAACUGAAUGCACAGCUGGAUGCACAUUUACAUCACCUGGGGACUGGACAUCAGGCCAUGUCGGAGCUCCUCUGUCUUGCAAUCAUGUGAAACUGGAAGAUGUGGCUGACAUGAACUACUUUUCAGUGAACAAUGAAGGAGAGAUCUGUAUUCGAGGCACUAAUGUGUUCAAAGGAUACCUGAAGGAGCCUGAGAAGACAGAGGAAGCCCUGGACAAAGAUGGCUGGCUUCACACAGGAGACAUUGGUCGCUGGCUCCCGAAUGGGACUCUGAAGAUCAUUGACCGAAAAAAGAACAUUUUUAAGCUGGCCCAAGGAGAAUACAUUGCUCCAGAGAAGAUAGAAAACGUGUACCUCAGGAGUGGACCAGUGUUGCAAAUUUUUGUACACGGGGACAGUCUACGGGCAUCCUUAGUAGGAGUCAUGGUUCCUGACCCAGAUGUGUUUCCCUCAUUUGCAGCCACACUUGGGAUUAAGGGCUCCCUCGAAGAGCUGUGCCAAAACCAAGUGGUGAAGACAGCCAUUUUAGAAGACUUGCAGAAAACUGGGAAAGAAGGUGGCCUUAAAUCCUUCGAACAAGUCAAAAACAUCUUUCUUCAUCCAGAGCCAUUUUCCACUGAAAAUGGGCUUUUGACACCAACAUUGAAAGCAAAGCGAGCAGAGCUUUCCAAAUACUUCCGGGUCCAAAUUGAUAGACUGUAUGAGAGUAUCCAGGAGUAGAUUAAGUUUGCUCCAGAGCUGGUAGCUAUGGGGAAGGAGUUAAAAUUUACGCCAAGCGCACUUUUCCAGUAAAUGAAGCAAGCACUAAGUCCACACUUCCUGAACUGGGAACAAAGAUCUUUGGGCAAACACGGCACCUGCACAACACGCUUGUCUUCUGUGAAGGAACCAACUGAUCCAGGUUUUUUUAUCCUCUGGAUUUCUGUUCUUGCUGUACCCUACCCCACCCGUUAAUAUGUGUUGCUUCUACUUGUAAAGUCUUUA